CAGCGGCAGAUGGCCGCCCACCCUGAGUCUGGUUCUGGUCGAGGUUUCUGACCCUUAAAAGAAGGUUUUUUCUUGCCACUGUUGGCAAAGUGCUUGCUCUUGGUGACAGUUACAAAUGGUCAUAUAGUGUCACUUCAGGUUGGCCAAUCAAACACAGUCUUGUCUGUGAAGAGUGGAGAAAAGAUCAAGAUUCUUUUCACUCAAGUCAGCAAUUUGACCAUGAUGACAUCUCCAACGUUUGUUUUCUAUCUGACAUAUUUGUUCUUGGGGAAAAUGGCUCAGAUGACUGAUCUGUCCUCAUCGGUUCUUCAAGAGAGUGGUUUUGUAUCAGCUAAUAUUGGUGAUAGCAUAACUUUGCUAUGUUUCUAUGAAGAUGGCGUAGAAGAUGUAAUAUUUUAUUGGUAUAAGCAAACUCUGGGACAGAAACCAAGACUCAUCUCUACCAAUGACAUGUCUAAUAAAAAAGGCAUUUUUUAUGAUGAAUUCAAGAACAAUCCACGCUUCACAUUGGAUACUGAAAAAGGUAAAAAUCACUUGAAGAUCUCAGAUUUACACAUUUCAGACUCAGCUACAUACUACUGUGCAAGUAGCUUUUCAGUCAAAUUUGAAGUUGAGGGGACUAUUGUCAGUGUAAAGGGUUCAGGUUUGAACAUCCAAGCUUCGGUCCAUCAGUCAGCAUCUGAGACCAUCCAGCCAGGAGGCUCUGUGACUCUGAACUGUACAGUACACACUGGGACCUGUGAUGGAGAACACAGUGUUUACUGGUUCAGGAACUCUGAAGAAUCUCAUCCAGGACUCAUGUACACCCAUGGAGGCAGGAAUGAUCAGUGUGAGAGGAAACUCAACACACAAACACACACCUGUUUCUACAACUUGCCAUUGAAGAGUCUGAAUCUUUCUCAUGCUGGGACCUACUACUGUGCUGUUGCCUCAUGUGGACACAUACUGUUUGGAAAUGGGACCAAGCUGGACUUUGAACAUGAGAAAGACUCUCUUGUCUUGGUGUAUUUCUUGAUUGGCGCUUUGACAUUCACUACCAUCCUGAGUGUUUUACUGGCUUUCUCACUGUACAUUAUGAGUAAGAGAAACAACGGCCAAUGUAGAGAGUCUUUCGUGAGAUUUUCUGCUUCCUCCACAACAAAUGCAGAGGAUUACAAUAAUGAGGAUAAUCUCCAUUACGCUGCUCUAAGGGUAAACAAGGCCAGCAGAUCAAGAAAACAGAGGGACGACACAGAAGAUGAAUGUGUGUACUCCCGUGUAAAGCAAUAAAGCUGGACAUAUUCCAUCUUUGUCUCUGUGUAACAGGACAUGAGCCCAUUACUGUCUUUUAAAGUGUAAUUUGUAAUUUGUCUUUUUCAAAAGCAGGAACCGUUUUUUCAACAUUAUUCUCAAAUUCAAUGAUGCUAUUUUCUAGGGUGGUGAGGACAACAUAAACUGACAAGCCAGGAUGGUUUAUUCGUGAAUAUUAAGAUAAUGUUCUGCUUGUUUGUCUGUUAAGCACAUUGUAAACUUGUUUUUGAAAAGUGCUAUAUCACUGAUGGUUAUUAUAUAUACACGUUUAUAGAUUAGCCUGCAAAAAAUCUGAGGUGGGAUCACAACAUUUUUAAAGAAAUGAGCCAGUGUAUUACUCAUUACAUUAAGGGAUUAAAGAAGAGGUUAGUGAAAAGUACUUAACAGUUUGAGUUCUCUUAAUCACUGAGCCAUCGAACCGUAUAACUACUGAACAUACAACUGGGCGUAACAGAGCAUAGCAGAGUACACGGGACUGUAUUGCUUUUCUGAAUGUAUCUGUAUUUAUUUGGUUCAUUGAGUUUAAUUGAUGUGAUGUGCUUCCCCCUGUUUGAAUUUGGUAGCCACAUGCUAAGCUGAUGUCAGUGACUUCACACAGACACAGGGUCUUGCAUGCAACUAUCCUGUUUACUAACCUGGCACCGUUUAUCCUACACAGUUCACACAUACACUUCAAUUUGGCCCUUUAACAGAGCCACACUCUUUUCAAACAUGGCCUAGCCGCCAUUUUGAAUUUCCUUUCUUUGUCUAACCAUGCAUUCACUGCUCAGCUGCCAUUUUGAAUUAGAUUUCUUUUGUUUGAUGCCAUUUUGGACCCAAACAGCCAUUUUGGAUCACACACACAGACACACACACCGUUUUGUUCUUUAGCUUAGUGCAUUGUUAGACUUCAUUAUGUGUUUUUGCUUUUAUUAUCUUUUAAUAAAUGCUUGUGUA
Molecule: messenger RNA, 2226 nt
Organism: Siniperca chuatsi (mandarin fish)
Lineage: Eukaryota; Metazoa; Chordata; Actinopteri; Centrarchiformes; Sinipercidae
Exons: 6
Coding region: 220-1269 (349 amino acids)
Biological process (GO): response to bacterium
Source: RefSeq, a predicted model, not a curated record